Messenger RNA from Grosmannia clavigera kw1407, 1839 nucleotides. RefSeq names its product alkaline phosphatase family protein. NCBI's taxonomy places the organism in Eukaryota, Fungi, Ascomycota, Sordariomycetes, Ophiostomatales, Ophiostomataceae. The transcript is spliced from 4 exons. The record is from RefSeq and is a predicted model, not a curated record. Bases 1 to 1839 code for a protein of 612 amino acids.
AUGGCUGUCCAGACGGCGCUCGCCCAGAUCACAUCGAUCUUGAUACGAAUUUUAUCGUAUUUCUUCCUUCGUUGGGUUUCUGCUCCUAUCGUCCCCCCGGUUAUAUUCAGCCUCCUCGCCGUCAAUGUGCCAGCAUUCAUUUUCAGCCAUUGGGCUGAGCCCAAAUACGAAGUGGUCGGAGAAGAGAUCGACAUAAUUGUCACCGACACCGAGGUGACGAACGAGAAUGGAGACGGUUCUGAGAUGGGAGAGGUGAACGUUUCCGAUACUGUGAUUCUCGGAAGGAGGUCCAUAUCCCCAUGGAGAAGUCUUCUCUUGGGCGCCCCAAGCCCAAGCAAGCUGCUGUCGCUUCUGGCUGUGGCCAUCAACGUCGCCCUGGUCGCUAUGGUUGCCGACCGCCUUUUCUCUGAGCACUCAGUCACCGCCGCCGACUUGUCGUUUGUGCGCCCAGGGUAUAUUUCGGACACGCAGGCCAAGUUUGUCAUCCGCGAACCGGACCAGUCCAAGAUGCCCGUCUCUAUGCAGAUCCGGAUCAAGGAUGCUCAGCCGCCAUUUGACAGCCCUGUCUGGCAGACGGUCGGAGGCACACGGUGGACCGAUAAUUCGACCGACUACACUGUCGUGUUGACCGUCCCGCUGCAGAACCCGGUCCAGCGCAUUUAUGAGUGGAAGACGUCCAACAACCACUCGGGCGAGUUCAUGGCUGGUCCGAAAGCUGGCAAGGCACCUGCCCUGUUCAACGGCAGCUUUACCUUUGUCACCACCUCAUGCGUCCUGUCACGGGUGCCUUACUCCCCGCUCGACCACCCGCUGGCCAUUCCGGGCCUCCGGUAUUUGGCGAACGUCUUGCCGAAGCUCAAUGCGCAGUUCAUGCUGUUUCUGGGCGACUUUAUUUACAGCGACGUGCCGCGUUAUUGGGGCAAGUCGGUCGAGGACUACCGUCAGAAGUACCGACAGGUGUAUGCAUCGCCGGACUGGAAGGCCGUGGGCCAAAAUCUGAGCUGGAUUCACGUGCUGGACGAUCAUGAGAUCAAGAACGACUGGUCGGAAAACAGUACCGGUGUCUACGAAGCGGCUGUCGACCCUUGGCACCACUACCACACAGGCGCGAACCCCCCGGCUGCCCGGCAGGCAGGUACUCAAAGCCUGCGUCCCGGUGCAACGUAUUUCGAGUUUGCGCAGGGUCCGGCAAGCUUCUUUAUGCUAGACACGCGCUCGUACCGGUCCAGCAACAGUCUGCCGUUCAACAGCACGGAUAAGUCGAUGCUGGGCGCAGAGCAGCUGGCGGACUUGCUGGACUAUCUGCGUCGGCCGGAGCCCCGGGGCAUCAAGUGGAAGAUUGUGGCGUCUUCGGUGCCCUUCACAAAGAACUGGCGCAUCAAUCGGCGCGAUACUUGGGGCGGCUUCCUGUCUGAGCGCCAGGUUAUUUUCGAGGCCAUGUGGGAUGCUGGUCUGCGUGGCACUGGAGUGGUGAUCUUGUCGGGUGACCGGCAUGAGUUUGCAGCCACCCAGUUUCCCCCUCCGGCCAAUUCUCAGUGGCCUGCAAGCGUUGCGGUGCACGAGUUCUCGGCAAGCCCACUGAGCCAAUUCUAUUCCCCAGUCCCUUCCUACUUCCAGUGGGACGACGAGGACGUCAAGCUUGAAUAUAUCCACCGGGGAAACAGCAAGUUCGGGGCUGUCACUAUCAACCAGACCAUCGGAGAGAGCGACCAGAGCAAUCUACAUUACCGUCUUUUUAUCGAUGGCGCUGAAACAUGGAACACAACGAUCGUGUCUCCUGUGGCAGUGAUAGAGGAGCCGAAGAGCAGUUCAAUUUGGAAUAAGAUUCUGGGUCGCUAG